UGCGCCUGUAACCUGGUUGUUACGUUACUCUGGAUUCCUGGUGCUCCUGGUUUAGCGCCAUUACGACAACCGAACGCCGCAGAGUCUCACUGCAGCAAAAACGACGAUCUGCUGCCAAAGUCAGUUUGAUCAUCAAGCUGAAGGAGAUCAUCGGGGGAAGAGGUACACAGCGUGGGAUAGUUAUCUUCAUACAGAAUAACCUGCACUAGUCUGAGUUCAUGCCGGAUUUCGAGCACUUCAGAUUUUCUUACUCAAGAAUGAAUCCGGUCUUGGGAGAGAAUGGCUUCCUGGCCCCACAACAGCAGCACCAUCACAUGACGGGCCAGACAGACUCUCCCAUGCCGGACUCCGCGAGCUAUUUCUUGGGUGACCACACCGGGUUCGGUCCGGAUGGAUUUUAUAGACUGGAUCUUGGGGCCUUACCACCGCCUGGCCUCUCAUACCUGAGUAGCCCUCUGCACCGUGUGCCUCCAUCAGCUACGGUGCUACGCAACGACUUUGGUUCCAACAUCAGCGUGCUCAAGACUUUGAAUCUGCGCUUCCGGUGUUUUUUGGCUAAAGUCCAUGAGCUAGAGCGCCGGAACAAGGUACUGGAGAAGCAGCUGCAACAAGCUUUGGAGGAUAACGCCAGAGGGGCUGGAUACCACAAACCCCUGACCAAAGAGAUCGGGGUCCAGACUGGAUUUAUCGGACCAAUCCCAGCGAGACCAAAUGUUCUUCCACUCCACAAUGUUAAUAAUUCUGCCUACCUGCCUGGUGGUCUCCUGUCUCCCACCCUGAACCCACUGCCUCACUUUGACACCAGUGCCAACAAAUACCUGCUGGGCAGUAACCUGAACCCCUUCUCCAUGGAUUCAAACUCCAACCUCACCACAUCUUGUUUUUCCAUCAGUCCUGCACAGAGUCCAAGUACCGACGCACCCAAAACCUUAAUGAACAUCAAUGACAAGUACACCAGUCACACGGGGGUCAACAUCCACGCUCCUCCCUCACGUUUCCUCCCAGGGACCAUCUGGUCUUACAAUCCCACCCACCGGUCUGGCACCAGCAGGGAGUCAUGCGCCAUAGGACCUGGGGUCUCCUGGACACAUUCAGAUGGGGUCGGGGUUCAGAUUGACACCAUCACUCCGGAGAUCAGGGCCCUGUACAACGUGUUGGCCAAAGUGAAGAGAGAACGAGACGAGUACAAGAGAAGAUGGGAAGAGGAGUACACGUCUAGGAUGGAUCUGCAGGAGAAGAUUGCUGAACUAGAGGAGGACCUGCAGGAGAGCGAACUGUAUCAGGAUGAGUUGGUUGUCAGGGUCAAGCAUCUGAAGGCGGAGCUUGUUCUCUUCAAAGGACUCAUCAGCAAUAACCUAUCAGAUCUGGACAGUAAGAUCCAGGAGAAGGCCAUGAAGGUGGACAUGGAUAUCUGCCGGAGGAUUGACAUCACGGCCCGACUCUGUGACGUCGCCCAGCAGAGGAACUGCGAGGACAUGAUCAGUAUCUUCCAGGUAGCCACGCCUCCCUCCACCCUGAGCCGCCAGGCCAGGAAGCAGAGCGGGCAGUCUGCAAAGGGUGGGGACGGCGACGAUUCCAACAGCGUGUCUGAGAGCGAGGGAGGCGGAGUCAAAGAUGAGGAGUCGUACAGUGUGUCAGCCAAUCAGAUCAAUGAGCAGAUGCAGAAGAUGCUGAAUCAGCUGAGGGAGUGCGAGUUUGAAGACGACUGCGACAGUCUGGCCUGGGAGGAAACGGAGGAAACGCUGCUGCUCUGGGAAGACUUUCCCGGAUACACAACGGCUGUGGAAACGCACGGAGAAGUGAGCGCACGAGAACUGCAGCAGGACGAGUCCAUCGAGAAGGUGAUUAAAGACACAGAGUCUCUGUUCAAAUCCAGAGAGAAGGAAUACCAGGACACCAUAGACCAGAUCGAGCUGGAACUGGCUACAGCAAAGAGUGACAUGAACCGUCACCUACACGAAUACAUGGAAAUGUGCUCCAUGAAGCGAGGCCUGGACGUUCAGAUGGAGACGUGCAGGAGACUCAUCACACAGAGUGGAGACAGGAAGUCCACGUCGCUCAUCCUGACUGUGGACGACUCGGACAGCGAGGAGAAGGACAGGAAGAAACCCGCUCUGCCCGCCCAGUCAGAGAGCAGCGAAUCUUCCUCUGACACCAGCGCCGCCAUCACUCCUCUGGGCUGGCGGAAACCAUGACAACUGUUUGACGCAGUGACAUCACG
Molecule: messenger RNA, 2221 nt
Organism: Thalassophryne amazonica
Lineage: Eukaryota; Metazoa; Chordata; Actinopteri; Batrachoidiformes; Batrachoididae
Product: intermediate filament family orphan 1-like
Exons: 10
Coding region: 219-2195 (658 amino acids)
Source: RefSeq, a predicted model, not a curated record